AAAUACUACUCGUGACCCCGUAAAGUGAAAAAUCUCUCCCGUGAAACUUCUCGGCGGAUGGCGAGGCCGGUGUCGGAAUCCCGCAGCAACAUAGCCGCCGUUCAGGCCACCAACGACGAUGCAUCCGCCAGCAAACUGUCUUGCGUGAGGAAAGGAUACAUCAAAGAUGAUUAUGUUCACUUGUUUGUUAGAAGGCCAGUUAGACGAUCUCCCAUAAUCAAUCGCGGUUAUUUUGCUCGAUGGGCGGCACUUAGGAAGCUUCUAUAUCAGUUUCUUGACUGUGAGCCAAAUUCUGGUGAAGAAGGAAAAACUAAGAAACAAAUAGUAUCACUGGGAGCUGGCUUUGAUACAAUGUAUUUUCAGCUGCAGGAUGAAGGGAAAGCACCUCAUCUUUAUGUUGAACUAGAUUUCAUAGAGGUGACAAGCAAGAAAGCAGCUCUUAUUGAAAACUACAGUCAGUUGAAGGAAAAAGUUGGUGAAACAGCAUCGAUUUCUUCAGAGAGGGGAGAGGUGCUUGGUGAUCAUUACAAAUUGCUCCCUGUUGAUUUACGCGACAUAGAAAAAUUAAAUGAUAUUGUUACUUUGGCAAAUCUAGACCCAAGUUUGCCAACAUUUAUAAUUGCAGAAUGCGUUCUGAUAUACAUAGAUCCAGACUCUAGCCCUGCUAUUGUUGGUUGGGCAUCAAAAACUUUCUCUACGGCAGUAUUUUUCUUAUAUGAGCAGAUUCACCCAAAUGAUGCUUUUGGGCAGCAAAUGAUCCGAAAUUUGGAGACUCGAGGCUGUGCAUUAUUAGGAAUUUAUGCUACACCUACUCUAGAAGCAAAAGAAAAACUUUUCCUUGAUCAGGGAUGGCAGAAAGCUGUUGGUUGGGAUAUGUUACGAGUUUAUACUGAUUUUGUGGAAGCUCAAGAAAGACGCACGAUUGAAAGAUUGGAAUUGUUCGAUGAGUUUGAAGAGUGGCACAUGAUGCAGGUAAUUCUCCUCUUAGGAAAAAGCAGGAGUAAUUUGCUGGUCCCAUAUCUUAUUAUACGGAUUGCAAAUGAUAUCACCUUAUUCCUCCUAACCUUAAAACCGUAUACUGCUGGACAAUGGAUUGUUCAUGUCUUCUCUAAUCUUGAAACUAUAAAAUUAGUGUUGUGGCAUAAUAUCAACCAUUUUGAUUCACGCAAAAAGCAUAUUCUGUAUCCUCUGUAGCCUUUAACUCUGGCAUGGAUCAUGCAUCUAAACUGCUUGACACAUUAUAUUUCUGUGUGUAGGCCUCCAUUCAAGACUAAAUUGCUUUAGAUGAUAUGAUUAAAGGAAUUGGAUUUCUAAGGAUUACAAUAUAAUAUGAGACUUUAUUGGCCGAGGGAGAGAGAGGAAGUAAAAUUAUGCCAGUCAUCUUGUGGUCCCAAUUAUGUAAAUUUUACCCGAAGGGUUAUUUUUUCUCUUGCUAGGUUAUAUUUUUAGGUUUUGCUUGGUGGUAAGUCAUUUUACCUUUCCAGGUAUUAGAUCGGUGUUCAAAUACCAUCUACACCAUCCCCAAUUAAAUGCACCUAAAAACCAGGCUAUAAAUUCAGAGAUAUGUUGACAACUUCACAGUAAUAGUGUGCAGCUUUAGCCCAAAGUCAUGAAAUUUAAACUUAACUGAGAUUGUUUAUAAAAAUGACUUUUGAUUAGUUAUCCUGCAA
This is a messenger RNA of Ipomoea nil (Japanese morning glory), 1670 nucleotides long. RefSeq names its product tRNA wybutosine-synthesizing protein 4. The coding region runs from base 58 to 1194 and encodes 378 amino acids. Gene Ontology annotation, molecular function: methyltransferase activity. Lineage: Eukaryota; Viridiplantae; Streptophyta; Magnoliopsida; Solanales; Convolvulaceae. The record is from RefSeq and is a predicted model, not a curated record. The transcript is spliced from 12 exons. Gene Ontology annotation, biological process: methylation.